AUGCCUUUUCCGUCCAGUUUCCCGGCUCCUCGCGCGUGUGCUGUGGCGGUGACGCUGGCACUCAGUUCCGGUGUAUGUCCACCUCGCGCGAGUGUCACGCGCCCGACUAGACGUGUGUUUUUGGCGCAGCUCGCGAUUUCGUUUCUUUUCCCGUCGCUUUCUUUCUCGGGCGUUCGGGGCGAACUCGCCACCUCGACCUCUACUGCGUGUUCCGUCGUCACAGACGCCGCAGGGUUACCGCCAUCUUCCCGCACACACCCGCCGUCUCUGUUUCCUUCUGCGUUUGAGCGGAGCGAAGAUCUGAAACUGUCUUUGGAAGCGGCAGCGCUUUCACAGACGGAACGUUUUGCCUCGCGGGCUUCAUUAUCCGUCUCGCCUUUCCUCCGACACCUUCUUCUCUUCCGUUCCCUUCAUCUCUCGUUUCUCUCUGCCUCGCCGCUGCUGUCGCCUCCUUCGGCUCCUGCCGCUCUUCGUCGCUCAGUCAGUUCUGCAGAACAAACGGGCAGCGCCACAACAGACGGACGAGUUCCGAGAGCCGGGGGGCGAGAUCUGACGUGGGGGUCUUCUGCCUCUCUUCCUUUCCAGUCUCCUUCCGUCCCCGACCCGUCAGGCGCGCCGCUGCUGUACUUUGCCACGAACGAACGGUCGCCAGAAGCCAGCUACAGAGAAAAAGAAGAGAAAGACGAAAAGAUCGAAGAAGAGAGAGAAGCUAGGAGAGAAGACGAAGAGAGCGAGGAAGAGAUAAACUUCGACACAAGGUCUUUGGAAGGAGAGGGUGGCCACGACGUAACUGCGAGUGCAGAGAGGCAGCAGAGAGGCACCAUGGCUUGGCGCUGCUCAGGCUCAAGCAACGAUGAGCUCGUCGACAAUCUUCGAGCCUCGAAAAUCAUUCGAGACAAAAGGGUCUACGACACUAUGAAAAGCAUAGAUCGAGGGAACUUCAUCGACGUGUGCCCCUACGCAGAUAUGCCUCAGCCCCUGGGAGUGUCGUCUGCGACGAUUUCGGCUCCUCAUAUGCAUGCAUCCGCUCUCGAAGCUUUGAAAGAUCAUCUCGUUCCUGGGAAUCGGGCUCUCGACGUCGGUUCCGGUUCAGGCUACCUGACUGCUUGCAUGGCACGCAUGGUUGGUGUGAGAGGCGCAGGAAGCUCGCCAUAUCCCGACACCCCCGAAGGCGUGGCCGUUGGAAUCGAGUAUCUUCCUGAUCUGGUUAAGUAUUCUAUCAACAAAGUGAAGGCGGCGUAUCCCGACCUUCUCGCAAACCCGCAUUUCCGGCUCCGUGUCGGAGACGGAUGGAAAGGGUAUCCCGAAGAUGGUCCCUACGACGCGAUUCACGUCGGCGCAGCUGCGUCGGCGAUUCCAAAGGAACUGCUUGCUCAACUGGCGUUCGGCGGCAAAAUGGUUGUGCCUGUGGAAACGACCGCUGACGGGCGUGUGCUUUUCGAGGGAGUAGGGGAAAACGAAACCGAUAGACAGCCGAGGGGGAGAGGCUGGUUGUCGGAGCCCAACCAGGUGUUCGUGGAAGUGACCAAAGACAGCGAGGGGAACGUCCGUGUGAAGAAACUCAUGGGUGUGAUGUAUGUCCCCCUAGUCAAGCAAUCAAGCACGCAAGGAGAACGAUAA
Molecule: messenger RNA, 1620 nt
Organism: Neospora caninum
Lineage: Eukaryota; Apicomplexa; Conoidasida; Eucoccidiorida; Sarcocystidae
Product: Protein-L-isoaspartate O-methyltransferase, related
Exons: 4
Coding region: 1-1620 (539 amino acids)
Biological process (GO): protein modification process
Cellular component (GO): cytoplasm
Molecular function (GO): protein-L-isoaspartate (D-aspartate) O-methyltransferase activity
Source: RefSeq, a predicted model, not a curated record